AUGGCCGACAGCCCAAACGCUGAUGUUGACGACCCGCCCAGUAUCCCAUUGCCUCCGCUCAUCACUGUGUCCGGUCUGCCCAGUGCCACUGCCGCAGGUCGCAACCUGAAGGAAUGGCUGCAGGAGCAGUUUUGUGACAAACCUCUGGAGCAGGAUGACAUGCGGCUCCACAACGCCGCCUACGUCGGUGACCUGGACACCCUGAGGAACCUUCUGCAAGAGGAGGGCUUUAGACAGCGUAUCAAUGAGAAGUCGGUGUGGUGUUGCGGCUGUCUGCCUUGCACCCCUCUGCGGAUCGCCGCCACGGCCGGACACGCAGUGUGUGUGGCCUAUCUGAUUGCUCAGGGUGCUGAUGUAGAUCUAGUUGAUGUCAAAGGCCAAACAGCUCUCUAUGUAGCGGUGGUAAACGGCCACCUAGACUGCGUUCGGAUCCUCCUUGAGGCGGGAGCUGAUCCCAAUGGAAGCCGCCAUCACAGAAGUACCCCGCUUUACCAUGCUGCACGCGUGGGGAGGGUGGACUUACUGCAGGAGCUCAUCCGGUUCAAUGCAGAUGUUGACAUGGACCACCAGCUGGGCCCACGACUCCUCCUAAGUGCUCGUACCCUGAACACUUUGGUGGUUUGUCCUCUCUACAUCAGCGCGGCCUACCACCACCUGGAAUGUUUUCGGCUACUGCUACAAGCCGGUGCACAGCCCGAUUUUAACUACACUGGGCCCGUUUGCCACGAGGCUCUGACCCGUGGCCUGGCCUCCUGCCUGCUGGAUGCGGUGCUGCGACACGGAUGUGAGGUGGCCUUCAUCCACCUGCUGCUGGACCACGGGGCAAACCCAGCCCUGGUGCCCUGGGACGAAUCGGAACUUGAAACGCCGAACCGGAGGAAAGUGGAUCCCGAGGCACUCAGGGUCUUUCUGGACGCAAGACGACAACCUCGAAGGCUUACCCAUUUGUGCCGCAUCAGGAUCCGAAAAGCAAUGGGAAAAAUUCGUUUAAAACACAUACCUUCAUUACCACUACCAGAACCUAUCAAGAAUUUCCUGCUUCACCAAAAUUGA
Messenger RNA from Menidia menidia (Atlantic silverside), 1053 nucleotides. NCBI's taxonomy places the organism in Eukaryota, Metazoa, Chordata, Actinopteri, Atheriniformes, Atherinopsidae. The record is from the annotation of a GenBank genome assembly.